This is a messenger RNA of Phaedon cochleariae (mustard beetle), 2122 nucleotides long. The record is from the annotation of a GenBank genome assembly. NCBI's taxonomy places the organism in Eukaryota, Metazoa, Arthropoda, Insecta, Coleoptera, Chrysomelidae.
GGGUAAAUUCGCCUCCUCAGAAGGUGCUGGCCCUAGACUCUAGUUUCGAACAUCAGAUAUUCCACAUAUUUCGAAAUCUUUCAUCAGCUUUCACAGAAAAUUUCCCACACCUCCUCGUUUUCGCAUAGGUACUGCAACUUUUAUCAGUUUUAUUUACUGCAUUUGCUGACUUGGAAGUUGUGCUGAACAGUAGCAGCUGGACAACCAACUACUUAUCAAAUUCCAUCAUGUCUGGAGAGAACGUUGAACCAAUCUAUACUUCUGAUACCAAAGGCGAUGACCAAACAGGAGAUGGUACUAAAGAAAACCCAUUCAAAACGAUUCUCAAGGCAAUGCACAAAGCCGGCUCCGAACCAUUCCCACUGAUUUAUGUAGAUGGUAAAGAAAAUGUAGAAUUCGAACCAGCUGCUAAAUCCCAACUCAAAAAAAUACAAAAAAUAUGGCAAAGAGAAAACUAUAAACAAGCAGACAAAUCCAAAAAGGAGGAGGAAGAUGCAGAAAAGAGAAACAAGAACUUGGAAGAAGCUAAAAAAAUUAUUAUCACUGAGGAUAAGUCUCUUCCAGUAGCCAAACGAAUUCGCAUAUUUGAUGGUGAAAAACACAGAGAUCAGAGGGUUAAAAUCUAUGGUUGGGUCCACAGGAUAAGAAGGCAGGGAAAGAACAUGAUGUUUAUCACACUCAGAGAUGGCACAGGGUUUUUGCAAACAAUUUUGAAUGACAAACUUUGUCAAACCCAUGAUGCUCUAGUUUUGCAAACAGAGUCAUCUGUGGUUCUGGUGGGGGUGCUCAAAAAGCUUCCAGAAGGAAAAAUUGCCCCUGGCGACCACGAACUAGUCGUAGAUUAUUGGGAAUUAAUCGGCCUUGCGCCCCCCGGGGGGGCCGAUUCUCUAUUGAACGAGCAGGCUCUACCUGACGUUCAAGCCGAGAACCGUCACAUAAUGAUCAGAGGAGAAAACACUUCAAAGGUGUUGAGAAUCAGAUCUGUGCUUUUGCAAGCUUUCAGAGACCAUUAUUUGGACAGAGGAUAUUGUGAAAUUACACCUCCUUCUAUAGUCCAAACUCAAGUUGAAGGGGGAUCUACACUUUUCAAAAUGGAUUAUUUCGGGGAAGAAGCAUAUUUGACGCAGAGUUCUCAACUAUAUUUGGAAACAUGUCUGCCAUCUAUGGGCGAUGUUUACUGUAUAGCUGAAAGUUUCAGAGCAGAACAAAGCAGGACACGAAGACAUUUAGCAGAAUACACUCACGUGGAAGCCGAAUGUCCCUUCAUCACCUUCGAUGACCUCCUCAAUCGUUUGGAGGACCUCAUUUGCGACGUGGUAGACAGGGUGUUGGCCUCCCCCUACGGCCACAUAGUCCGCGAACUGAACCCCGACUUCCAAGUGCCGCAGAGGCCCUUCCUCAGGAUGAACUAUUCCGAGGCGAUCGAAUAUCUGAAAGAGCACAACAUCACCAAGGAGGAUGGAACAUUUUACGAAUUCGGAGAGGACAUUCCCGAGAUGCCGGAAAGAAAAAUGACGGACCAAAUCAACAAGCCAAUCAUGCUGUGCCGUUUUCCCGCCAACAUCAAGUCGUUUUAUAUGAGCAAGUGUCCCGAGGACAACAGGUUGACGGAAAGCGUUGACGUGUUGUUGCCGAAUGUUGGCGAAAUUGUGGGUGGUUCAAUGAGGAUAUGGGAUCUAAAGGAAUUGCUCGAUGGAUACAAGAAAGAGGGAAUAGACCCAGCCCCAUACUUCUGGUACACUGAUCAGAGGAAAUACGGGACAUGCCCCCAUGGGGGUUAUGGCCUGGGUCUGGAGAGAUUUGUGUGUUGGUUGCUCAACAGAUACCACAUCAGAGAAGUCUGUCUUUAUCCACGUUAUCUCAACCACUGCAAACCAUAGUGGACUUGUAUUGGGCAGUUUGGCAUUUAUAUGAUGGUUUUUGUUUUGUAAUUGAUGCUUCUUUUUUGUUCAAUUCAGUUAGCCUUUUAUUUUCUUUUAUUGGAUUCCUAUUAUCAAUAAGUCAUUCCCUAGCAUUUGUAUUUAUGAAUUGUUUUUGUAAUUUAUGCCUAUUUUGUUGAAAUUAUAGCCCUAACAUUUAUAUCUGUUUUUUAUUGGAAUAAUAUAUUUUCUACACACUUCAA